Messenger RNA from Mastomys coucha (southern multimammate mouse), 3366 nucleotides. It is a transcript of the gene Fermt2, whose product is annotated as fermitin family member 2. The transcript has 18 exons. NCBI's taxonomy places the organism in Eukaryota, Metazoa, Chordata, Mammalia, Rodentia, Muridae. Gene Ontology annotation, molecular function: integrin binding. The record is from RefSeq and is a predicted model, not a curated record. Gene Ontology annotation, cellular component: focal adhesion; extrinsic component of cytoplasmic side of plasma membrane. Gene Ontology annotation, biological process: cell-matrix adhesion; integrin-mediated signaling pathway. The coding region runs from base 164 to 2284 and encodes 706 amino acids.
CGGGCCCGGGGCCGGGGCGGGGAGAGGGGGUGGGGCGGGGGCCGCGGCGCCGGGACUCCAUUAGCCGCGGCGAGAGGCUUCGCUUCCCUCAGAGCCGCGACGCGGGCGCCGCCAGCCUCGCCUGUCGCCGCGGGAGCCGGCCGGGAGGAGCACGGAAGGAGCCAUGGCUCUGGACGGGAUAAGGAUGCCAGAUGGCUGCUACGCGGACGGGACGUGGGAACUGAGCGUCCAUGUCACGGACCUGAACCGUGAUGUCACUCUGAGAGUGACCGGGGAAGUGCACAUCGGAGGGGUGAUGCUGAAGUUGGUGGAAAAACUCGAUGUCAAAAAAGAUUGGUCUGACCAUGCCCUCUGGUGGGAAAAGAAGAGGACUUGGCUGCUUAAGACACACUGGACCUUGGAUAAGUAUGGCAUCCAGGCAGACGCCAAGCUUCAGUUCACCCCGCAGCACAAACUGCUCCGCCUGCAGCUUCCCAACAUGAAGUAUGUUAAGGUGAAAGUGAACUUUUCUGACCGAGUCUUCAAAGCCGUGUCUGACAUCUGCAAGACUUUCAAUAUAAGACACCCUGAAGAACUUUCUCUCUUAAAAAAACCCAGAGAUCCCACAAAGAAAAAAAAGAAAAAGCUAGAUGACCAGUCUGAAGACGAAGCGCUUGAGUUGGAAGGACCUCUUAUCAUGCCCGGAUCAGGCACCGAUGUUCUUUACAUUGGCCCUCUGAAAGGAAGCAUAUAUUCAAGCCCGGGACUUUAUAGUAAAACAAUGACCCCUACUUACGACGCUCAUGAUGGAAGCCCCUUGUCACCAACUUCUGCCUGGUUUGGUGACAGUGCCCUGUCAGAAGGCAAUCCCGGGAUACUUGCUGUCAGUCAGCCGGUAACAUCACCAGAAAUACUGGCAAAAAUGUUCAAGCCUCAAGCUCUUCUUGAUAAAGCAAAAACCAACCAAGGGUGGCUUGACUCCUCAAGAUCUCUAAUGGAGCAGGAUGUGAAGGAGAACGAGGCCUUGCUGCUCCGAUUCAAGUACUACAGCUUUUUUGAUUUGAAUCCAAAGUACGACGCCAUCAGAAUCAAUCAGCUUUAUGAGCAGGCCAAGUGGGCUCUUCUCCUAGAAGAGAUUGAAUGCACGGAAGAAGAGAUGAUGAUGUUCGCAGCCUUGCAGUAUCAUAUCAAUAAGCUGUCAAUCAUGACAUCAGAAAAUCAUUUAAACAACAGUGACAAAGAAGUUGAUGAAGUUGAUGCUGCCCUUUCUGACCUGGAGAUCACUUUGGAAGGCGGGAAAACAUCAACAAUUCUGGGUGACAUUACUUCAAUCCCAGAACUUGCUGACUAUAUUAAAGUUUUCAAGCCUAAGAAGCUGACUUUAAAGGGGUACAAGCAGUACUGGUGCACUUUCAAAGACACGUCCAUCUCCUGCUACAAGAGCCGAGAAGAGUCCAGUGGUACACCUGCUCAUCAGAUGAACCUCAGAGGUUGUGAAGUUACCCCGGAUGUAAACAUUUCGGGCCAGAAAUUUAACAUAAAACUCCUAAUUCCGGUUGCAGAAGGCAUGAAUGAGAUCUGGCUUCGUUGUGAUAAUGAGAAGCAGUACGCGCACUGGAUGGCAGCUUGCAGAUUAGCCUCCAAAGGCAAGACCAUGGCAGACAGCUCUUACAACUUAGAAGUUCAGAACAUUCUUUCCUUCCUGAAAAUGCAGCAUCUGAACCCAGAUCCCCAGCUAAUCCCUGACCAGAUUACAACUGACAUCAAUCCCGAGUGUCUGGUGUCCCCUCGAUACCUAAAGAAGUAUAAGAGCAAACAGGAAAAAGGAUGCAAAAAGCAGAUGCCAGGCUAUAUAAGAGAUUUGAUAACAGCACGGAUCUUGGAGGCCCAUCAGAAUGUAGCCCAGAUGAGUCUGAUUGAAGCCAAGAUGAGAUUCAUUCAAGCUUGGCAGUCUCUGCCUGAGUUCGGCAUCACACACUUCAUCGCGAGAUUUCAAGGUGGCAAGAGAGAAGAACUUAUUGGAAUUGCAUACAACAGAUUAAUUCGGAUGGACGCCAGCACAGGCGACGCCAUCAAAACAUGGCGGUUCAGCAACAUGAAGCAGUGGAAUGUCAACUGGGAGAUCAAAAUGGUCACUGUGGAGUUUGCAGACGAGGUCCGGUUGUCCUUCAUCUGUACUGAAGUAGACUGCAAAGUGGUCCAUGAAUUCAUUGGUGGCUACAUAUUUCUCUCAACUCGUGCGAAAGACCAAAAUGAAAGUUUAGAUGAGGAGAUGUUCUACAAACUCACCAGUGGUUGGGUGUGAAUAGGAAAACUGUAAUGAAACUCCACAGCCAUAACAAUAUUUAACUUUAAAGCUAUUGUUUCUUAUAUGCUGCUUAAUAAAGUAAGCUUGGAAUUUAUCAUUUUAUCAUGAUACCUUUUUGCCUUACCAGACCAGUUAAUAUGUGCACUAACAAGCACGAUUGUUAAUCUGCUGCCUACCUUGAUGCCGUACGUGGACUGUGGAAUACCCAGCAGUCCUUAGGGCCACAAACUGAAAGCUGUAGUGGGUGAAUCAGGAACCAGCUGUCACCGAUUGACAGUAGCCAAACUAAGAAACAAGCCAUCUACUACCAAGCUACCCAGGGCAUACAUAUAACCUAUAUGAAGUCUAUUUAUCAUGUGUAAUGCAUGUGUUUAUGUUUAAUUGAUGCCCUCUUUUAAAAUACCCUACUUCUGGUACCCAGUUAAUUCCCUCUCCCAAUAUAGAAAUUGGGUCUGCAAUAGAUGCGUGGUAUUUGAUGCCAUUGACCUUGAAGGAACACUUAACCUGUUGUUGUUGGGUGGGUUUUGUCCUUGAGUAAGCAUGUUGUACAUUGUUUUGUGUUUAUUUUUACACCAAACUGUAUUACACUACUCUUAGUAUUCACCAGCAUAUUCACUAUCUGCCUAAGAUAUGCAACCUGUGUUACAAGAUGAAGUAAAGAUCUAUGAAGUAUGCAUUUUGUGUAACUAAUGUACAAACACAAAUUUUAUAAAAUUGUACAGUUUUUUUUAAAAAAAAACCUAUUCACAACUAGGAAGUGGCUUAAAUGUAGCAUCCUUACAGUAAUUAAAUGCUUUUAAAGUAUAUGAUUAAUAUGCAGUUUCAGUAUCUGCUAAAUUACGUCAAAUGACUUCAUGAUGCUCAUGACUUGCCGUGAUGCCCUUACUACAGCCCGGACCGGCUGUGUUCUAGUCUGUUGCGCUGUUACAUCUGCAUUGGUGCUAGUUAGACAAUUCCUAGCUCACGAGCCCAGAAGGGCGCCAGGGACGGGUGGACUUACCAGUAUUGUCCAAUAAUCCAUGAAUUAAAGACUGUAUAAAUCCAUUUUAUUUUAAAUAAAAGUAAAACCUUUUAUUUAA